Salpingoeca rosetta is the source of this 3201-nucleotide messenger RNA. RefSeq lists its product as uncharacterized. The record is from RefSeq and is a predicted model, not a curated record. NCBI's taxonomy places the organism in Eukaryota, Choanoflagellata, Craspedida, Salpingoecidae. The transcript is spliced from 2 exons. The coding region runs from base 1 to 3201 and encodes 1066 amino acids.
AUGUACACAAGCAACAGCAGCAACAGCAGCAGCACAGCGACAACGACUACUGCAGCUGGGACGACAGCUGCGGACAUGUUUGGGCUGGACGCUGCUGUGGCGUCGGCGGAGGUGGGCACGGUGUAUGUGCUGCAGUACAGCGUGCACGACCGGGCGGGCAACGCCGCUGUCGGUGUGCAGCGGGCGGUGGUGGUGGUGGACACGACGCCGCCCGAGGUGACGCUGUAUGGCGCGGAGGAGGUGCACGUGCUGUAUGCGACACGGUAUGUGGAGGCCGGGUACAGCGCACAGGAUGUGCACGACGGCAACGUGACGUUGCAGGUGGUGGUGAGUGGGGCCGAAGCGAUUGACGUGCACGUGGCGGGGACGUACGAGGUUGAGUACGCGGUGACGGAUGCGAACGGCAACACGGGUGUCGCGGUGCGGACGGUGGUGGUUGAGGCGCUGAUGCGACCGGAGCGGGCGGACCAGGUGGUGGAGCUGGUGCUUGCAGGCACGGCGGAGUCCAUCUUUGGCGGCGACGUGCAGCAGCUGGAGCGCGACCUGGAGGAGGCGCUGAAUGUGGACUUUGUGGUGGUGUUUCUCGUCUACGACAAAGCCCUCGGUCGCCCCACCACCGACAUCAACACAGUCCCACAGCAACAACAAGGGAGGAAGAGAAGGAGAAGCAGCGGUGGCAGCAGCCGUGACAGCGACAACAACGACAACAACUACAGCGACUCCGACAACGCUUGGAUCCGUGGACGGCGUGGGCUGUUGGCGCAGCCAUCGACGGUGGUUGAGUUUGGGGUUCGCAACGGCACCAGCUUGGAGUGGGUCCCUGCGGAAGGUGUUGCUGCGACCUUGACUGAAAUUCGCCGUGCUGGCUCGUCGUCCUUGCCCAUCAGCUCUGCGCGCUCCACGGGCGAUGAAGCGGAGGCCGGGCUCCCGCUCCCCAUCAUCAUCGGUGCUGCAGCAGGCGGCAUUGUUCUCAUUGUGCUCAUUGCUGUCCUCGUGUCGCGUCGUCGGCGCUCGAAAGCGGCGCCAGCGUCCAUAUCUGGGGGCAUGUUUCCCUUCCAGCACUCAGGGACGUUUCAGGAGAGCAUUUACACUGUGGCUGGCGAGGGCGCGACGGUGCCCAUGCAAGAAAUCAAUUUUGGCAAGCAGCGCGCCGCGCAGCAGAGCUACAACCACAACCACAGCCAGUACCCGCCACCACCACCCACAAACGGCGGAGAUUUGUACGGCACGCCAACGAACCUUCCUGUUGUGAACGGCAUGGUGGAUGGGCAGGUGUCGGAGUCAAGCCUGUACCACGUGCCAGGCCACCCCGAGGAGGUGCUGGCAGGACGCAAGACGCUGGUGCUGCAGCAAGGGGUGAACGGCGGGUUGCCAGGCGCCGUGUCCACAGAUGGCGAUGGCGAAUUGUACGAUACACCGCGCAGCAAGCCCCGUGUGCCGGACAAAGCAGGCAGCAUGCGUGGUGCCCCUGUCACUGCUGAUGACUACUACGGCAGCUUGGUGCACCCUGGCCAGCGCAACCAUGCCAUGAGCAAUGCCGGUGCUGGUGCUGGAACGGAUGUGGACGGUCAGGACAUGUACGAUGUGCCCCGCAACAAGCCUCGCGUGCCAGAGAAGUCAGCAAGCAUCCGCAAAGCCGCGGAGGCGUUGGGUGACGACUACUACGGCAGCCUCAUGCAUCCUGACCAGCAAAACGGCAGCAUGAGCAAUGCUAGUGUUGGUGGUGUUGGUGGUGAAAUGUACGAUGUGCCUCGCAGCAAGCCGCGCGUGCCUGAGAAAUCAGCAAGCAUUCGUGGCACGGUCACAGCUGAUGACUUUUAUGGCAGCCUGGUGCACCCUGGUCAGCGAAGCAGCAGCGUGAACAACGCUGAUGGCAAUGGUAACGGCGAUGACGGUGAUAUGUACGACGUGCCUCGCAACAACCCACGUGUGCCCUCGCGAGCACAGGCUGCCACAGCAACAGCGUCCGUAGCAGAAUCAGGUGUGGACGAUCAGGAAAUGUACGAUGUGCCUCGAUCAGCACCCCGUCUUCCGGAGAGAACAGCAACCAUGACGUCACGUGCCACCAUCAGCGGCGAUGGGGCCGAGCAACCGGAAGACCAGGAGCUGUACGAUACGCCGCGCGCUGCGCCGCGCCCCAAACCACGAAUGGUGCUGGAACAAGCAGAUGCCGGCGACGCCGUCACCGACGACCAAGAGAUGUACGACGUGCCGCGGAGCAAGCCGCGUCCGCAACCACGCCCGCGCAAACCAACACUCACGCUGGACACCAACGAGUACAGCGCCCUGCCAACAGCCCGCCCCACAAACCCCUCUGCUCCCAGCAGCACCAACGACGUCGCGCGCGGACUGCCGAUGCAAGAAACGGGGGAGGAGCUGUCGUGGUCGGAGCGCUCGCGCACACUCCGCCGCCCGCCGCGAACAGACAAUCGCGUGUUGGACAUGUUCUCCAGCGGCGAUGGUGGCGAUGGCGGCGGUGGUGGUGGUGGUGACCACGUGGACAGCAGCGCUACAGGCCGGCGCCCGACGGCCCGUAGCCGCCCGCUGACGAGCGGAGAUGAUGACCCCAUGCGAGUGCAGGCACGCGCCCUGCCGGGUUACAUUGGCGAAGCAAAUCGCAUGCUGGCAGAGCAGAAGCUUGCAGGAUCGGCGCUGGGCACGUACUUGUGGCGGGUGAGUGCAAGCCGGGCUGGUGCAGUGCUGUCUGUUGUUGGUUCGCGACGGACUGUGCACCACAUGUUCACGCAGGACGCCAGCGGCAUGAUUCUGAUGAACGACAAGCCGCUGUCGCAGCCGUGCUACGACCUGCAGAGCGCGGUUGCGCUCUUGCACUCGCACCAGGAGCAGAUGUCCUCCCAGCUGACGACCCCGCUGGCACAGGCGCCUCGCAGGGUGGUGGCAGACACACACACGUGGCUGCUGCCUGGACUCGACCGAGCUGCUGCAAAGGCGUUGCUGCACGACACGCCCGAUGGCACGUUUGUGGUUACGCCGACAGACAGCAGCCACUUUACGCUGUUCCUCUCGUACAACUUUGAUGUGUCGUCACACCGCCUCUCGUACGGCAGCCACGGCUGGGUGCUGCGUCAGCAGUUUGUGCCGGCAACGACGCUUGAGGAGUGUGUUGCCGCGCUGCACGACGCGUCGUACGGCCUCCCCUGUGUGCUCACGGGGCCACCACACCAGGACGCCAUGGCUUGA